This is a messenger RNA of Lizanozyma spartinae, 1095 nucleotides long. It is a transcript of the gene SPO7, whose product is annotated as Nem1-Spo7 phosphatase regulatory subunit. The coding region runs from base 1 to 1095 and encodes 364 amino acids. The record is from RefSeq and is a predicted model, not a curated record. Lineage: Eukaryota; Fungi; Ascomycota; Pichiomycetes; Serinales; Debaryomycetaceae. Gene Ontology annotation, cellular component: Nem1-Spo7 phosphatase complex. Gene Ontology annotation, biological process: nuclear envelope organization. Gene Ontology annotation, molecular function: protein phosphatase regulator activity; phosphoprotein phosphatase activity. The transcript has a single exon.
AUGACCAUAUCCUCUCCUCCUCUGAGAGAUAGCUCUGUUGAUGCCUUUGUCAUCUAUUCAGAUAGCGAUGGGGAUGGGGGGUCACUGAAUUCAUUGGACAUCCCAAGACUGUCCAGAAGGCGCAGGUCUAGAACAAACCAAAUCAGCAGCACUCGUUCCCGUUCCCGUUCUAAAUCUACAGAGAUUAAACUGGAGGGUAAUAGUCCUGACAUUGCUGGAACUAAACGAAGAUCACGUCCUAGACGGAAGUCUGCUGGGUCAGGGUCCCUGUCUUUAGAAGGAUCCCCCAAGCCGGGUAAAAGGAAACCUCGAAGAAAGUCUACCAAAUCUGAAGGGGGUUCAUCAAUCUUUGCUAGUGGAUAUACUUCAACUCCUGCUACGGGUAAAAUCUUUAGAAACUUACUUAUAUUGGAAGAGAACCUUCGACAGCAAGUGAUUCAACAAAGAGCCCUAAGAAGGAAAUACUUGACCUUUUUAGCUAUUCUAUGUUGUUUAAUUACAUCUAUUUCCCAUGUGCUCUAUUUUAACCAAUCAGAGGCGACGACGAUCAAAGGCCCCUUUAGAGUAAUUCUACAAUUGAUCUUAUUGGCAUUAUUAGUUACUAUCAUGUUAUAUCACUUGUCUGGAGAAUAUCAAAAAACCAUUGUUCUACCUCGGAAGUUCCUUUCAUCUUCAAAUAAAGGAUUAAGACAAUUAAAUGUCAGAUUGGUUAAAAUCAAAACCCCUUGGUCCGACCAGUUUGUGGAUAUCUUGAGAGAAAUGGGUCUAUUUAUAAGUACAAUGUGUUUGAAAAGUGUUCAUAAAGUUUACCCACUGAAAAGGAAUAACCCCAAUUCAAAGUUAGAAGUGUUUUUGGUGUCUUGUCUACUGAAAUGUCAACCAAGAUUAGGGAUAACCGAUGUGAAAUUGGUCUUGAAUGCUAGAGUGUUUAAGACUCACGUUAGAGAAGGUUGGGACCUAUAUAGAAAUGAAUUCUGGAUUCAGGAGGGCGUCCGUCGUCGGAAACAAAUGUUAGCCUUCAUUGAAGAGCAGAAAGGGAAGUCAUUAACAAAGAAAAGGAAAAGGGCCGGAACAAGGCUGACAGAACCACAGUAA